Messenger RNA from Acanthamoeba castellanii str. Neff, 1083 nucleotides. RefSeq lists its product as uncharacterized. Bases 1 to 1083 code for a protein of 360 amino acids. NCBI's taxonomy places the organism in Eukaryota, Discosea, Longamoebia, Acanthamoebidae. The record is from RefSeq and is a predicted model, not a curated record. The transcript has 5 exons. Gene Ontology annotation, molecular function: nucleic acid binding.
AUGCACCGCACACUGAUCAAGGAUGAAGAAAAGACUGAUUACCACUACCACUACCCCACUGACACCAUCUCAGUCUUCAUGGAUGGGUUGUGCACUGGUUUGUCGGCCGCCGGCUCAAUAACUCUACGCUAUAGAGGCCACUCUCAUUUUAUGCCCAAGGGCCACAACAUUAUGGUGGUCACGGACUCCAAGGCUGCCAUUGACAUCAUCCGCCACUACCACUCGUGGGGACCCAGCAAGCAGCAGCAACACAUGGCUCGGCAGGUCACCCUGCGUAUCCACUCUCUCAUCAAGGCCAUCAAAGCAGAGUUUGGUAAGAGCGUCACCUUCCAACACAUAUACAGCCACAUCAAAGACAAGAAGACAAAGGCUCAAGCGCAAGGGUCGGAAGCUGUCCAGGCGCUUAACCAUAAGCUGGAGCUCCUCGAAAAUGCGCUACAUGGAGACCUCAGCCGAUGGACCGACGCCAAUGACGAAGCGGAUAAGCUAGCCAAUGAGGGCCACAAUCAACCCCCCCUCUUUGACAGAUGGGCCAUCUACAGCCAGGCCAACCCAGUCACUCUCUUCGACGGGCGCGGGGUUGAAGUCGGAGGCAACGUGCGCAAGCGUGCGCUAGCCCACCAUUCCCAAAACUGGAGAGUACUCCAGAGUGGCAAACCCGCCCGCGGGCUGCUCCUCCGGGACGCCGACACCGACUACAAAACCACCCACGCCGCCCUCAGUCCGAAAGCGGGAACCACGCAAAGUAGGCUCAGCGACUUCCUACACAAGGCCAGGAAACGACGGGCCCACCCCUUCCUGCCCCAAUGCCCCUUCAACAAAGACAUCAUGCAGGGCACUGCCAGCGACGUCCGCGACAUGAUCACCGCGGAAGCCACCGCCAACACCAACUCGGCCCUCAAGAAAAGCCUUGACUUCUACGGCGUCAAGAACAAGAAAGCGCUCAUUCAUAGGAUUGCUGUCCGUAUAGCUAAAGGUACCCGGCCUCCCCCGGUCACUGACGCCAGCCCCGCCAGCCAACCCCACGCAACCGGCGUCCAGCACACCCUCCCCCUCCUCCUGUACGACGCAACCUUCAUUUAA